AUGUCCGCGCGGAUGCCACCGCGGGGGGGAACGGUUGAGGGUUCAGACGGGUAUAAGGGGGACGCGCAGGGAGGAAGGGAGGAUCGCGAGCAAGAAUUGAGGGCAUUCGUGUGGGAGGGCGAUGGGGAAAAGGAGGGGGAGAGAGAGGGGGAGGGGAAAGGGGAGGGGGAGGGGGAGGGGGAGGGGGAGGUGGAGGGGCAGGGGGAGGAGGAGGGGGAAGAGGAGGGGGACGGGGAAGGGCAGGGGGAGGAGGAGGGGGAAGAGGAGCUGUUCUUGCGGCUAGUGGAUCUGCUGAAGGGGGGAAGGCGGAUGGAGGGGGGAGGGGGCGGGGAAGCAGAAGAGUGGGUGGUGGCGGCGGUGGUGGAGAAUGUGGGGGUAGCGUGGGGGAGGGCGAGGCAGGUGGCGCGUGUGUGUGGGGGGGUGCGAGCGAGGAGCGUGUGGAAGAAAAUUCUGCUUCUCAGCAGCCUUCUCGAUGCUGCCCCUGGCGCUAUGGAGGGGGAGCGGAGAAGAGAGCAGGAAGGAGGGGAGGAGGAGAGAGGUGAGGGGGGAGGGAGAGAAGAGGAGGAGAGUGGAGAUGGUGGAGGGGGGAACAAGGGAGGGGGGCGGGUGGGAGUGGCUCCUGUUGGGCCGUUGAUCCAGCGGGCGAUCGGACGGUUGACAGUCAUUGCAAAGGAUGACGAUGUGCUGCUGCAGCAGUCUCUGGGUUUCUUUCAGAAGCUGGCAGCGCAGCGACGUGGCGUCACGUUAUUGGAUGACCCGUCCACUGCAUUGCCGGCUCUCGUUGCUGGAUUCCCAGAUUUCCUGGCUUGGGAAGCGGAAGCGGACGGUUGUGAUGAUUUGGAUGGAGUGGAGGUGGCGGAUAAGCCGGAGGAGGAAGGAGGAAAGUGGGAGGCGGAGGUCGAGGCACGGAUGCUGGCAUGCAAGCGGCAACUCAAGCAGCUGGGAGUGCGAGUGCGGGACCUGCCACUCAUCAUCAACCGCUUCCCUCCGGUGCUCUCCCCGUCGGUCUUCCUAAACGCGCCUAUCGUAGCCGAGGCCAUCACCAGUACUCUCAAGGUACCAAUCAGCAAGGUCGACCCCAUGCUCACGCGCUGCCCCGAGCUGCUCUCGCUCUCUCCGGCCAACAGCAUCGCGCCAGCUGGCGUGUUCCUACAGGGCGUGGGGCUGACGCGUGGGGAGAUGGUGCGCGUGCUCUCUGCCAGCCCCUCUCUGCUGUGCCGCCCCAGGCACCAACUGGGGGAGUCACUAGAUUGGCUGCAAGAAAACCUCAGCGUUCCCUCCCACGAGCUAGCCCAUCUCAUCUUCCGCUGCCCCGGCCUGCUCUGCCUGUCGCCCGCGGUGCUGCAAGGCAAGGCGGCCUUCCUCACGGGGGAGGUGGGCGUGGUGGCAGCAGAGGAGGUGGCGCGUGUGGUGUGCCGCUUCCCUGAGGUGCUCACUAUGAGCGUCAAGUCCAUGAGAAACAGGAUCUCCUACCUCUACUCCCGAGGCUUCUCCCGUGCUGACGUGGCAGGCAUGGUGGUUCGGUACCCACCGCUCCUGGGCUACAGCGUUGCUGCGGUGCUUCGGCCGAAACUGGACUUCUGGCUCGAGGAGGAGGAGAAGGGGGUGGAAAAGAGCGCUUCUGCUGCCACUGCGGAUGCGGCUGCAAGUAAUGGCCGUGGCAGUGGGGAUGGUAGUGCUGCUGCAACUUCGGGUAAUGUUCGUGGUGGUGGUGGUGGUGGUGAUGGUGGCGGUAGUGGCGGUACUGCUGCUGCUGCUUUGCCAGCCGGCAACAAUGUUCCCGCCAAGAUCCACGCGCGAAAUGCUGCACAAUAUGCAGCGAAAUCCUCGCGUCGUUUCCAAAAAGGCUCAGCAAUCACCGCCGUUGCAGCACCCGCCGUGUUUGGAGACGGCGUUUUCGGCGCUGUCCCCUACUGGCCGGCAGAACCGGGAGACUCCGCGCAAUCUCCGGCGCGAUCCCCGGCGUGGAUGACGGCUGGUCGAGGAUCCGCGGGCAGCAGUUCCAGCAGCGACGAGGAGAGGGAGGAGACAGGAUACGGCGGAGGGUUAGGGGGGAAGUUCUAUUCGCCUCCUAGCGCGCGCGGGGAAACGGGUAGCGCGGGGAAGGACAGGCGGAAAAGCUUGGGGAGCGGCGGAAAGAAGCCGCGGCAAGCGUCGUUUCACAUUAGCCUUAGCAGCAGCGACUCUAGCGGUUCAGACGGGGAGGGGGACGGGCGGAAUGGGGAACGGGUUGGCGGAGAUGGGGGGAAGAGGAGGGGGAGUUUUGGCGGAAGGGGGAGUGCGCUGGACGCGGAGAGGCCAGUGGCGCGGCCUGUGAGGCGGGUGGAGGCGGAACUGGGGGAGGUGGAGCGGAAAGUAGCUGCUGAGGUGGAGGUACGUUUGUGGAAUGGCGUCGCGGGGUGGUGGUUUAGUAGGGGACGGGAGGUGGAAUUGGGGGAGGUGGAACUGGGGGAGGUGAAACUUGGGGAGGUGGAACUGGGGGAGGCGGGACAAGGGGAGGCGUUUCUGAUCACCCCUUCCCACCCAAACCCCCCUGAGCAGGAAGAGGUGAGGCAGCGGCGGGUGCGGCUGGAGGGGAGGCUCAUGGCAGAGGGGGAGAAGGGACGGGCAGCCCCAGCAGCAGCAGCAGCAGCAGCAGCAGCAGCAGCAGCAGCAGCAGCAGCAGCAGCAGCAGCAGCAGCAGCAGCAGCAGCAGCAGCAGCAGCAGCAGCAGCAGCAGCAGCAGCAGCAGCAGCCCCAGCAGCAGCAGCAGCAGCAGCAGCAGCAGCAGCAGCAGCAGCAGCAGCAGCAGCAGCCCCAGCAGCAGCAGCAGCAGCAGCAGCAGCAGCAGCAGCAGCAGCAGCAGCAGCAGCAGCAGCAGCAGCAGCAGCAGCAGCAGCAGCAGCAGCAGCAGCAGCAGCAGCAGCAGCCCCAGCAGCAGCAGCAGCAGCAGCAGCAGCAGCAGCAGCCCCAGCAGCAGCAGCAGCAGCAGCAGCAGCAGCAGCAGCAGCAGCAGCAGCAGCAGCAGCAGCAGCAGCAGCAGCAGCCCCAGCAGCAGCAGCAGCAGCAGCAGCAGCAGCAGCAGCAGCAGCAGCAGCAGCAGCAGCAGCAGCAGCAGCGGCAGCAGCAGCAGCGGCAGCAGCAGCAGCAGCAGCGGCAGCAGCAGCAGCGGCAGCAGCGGAGGCACAGUCUUGCUGUACCUCCUUCAUCCCCUCUCUCCCUCCCCUACCACCUCUGAUGCUCCCUUACUCCCAUCUCACCCCCUUCCACCCCGAGGCGGUGAGGCAGCGGCGGGUGCGGCUGGAGGGGCGGCUCAUGGAGGAGCGGGAGAAACGGGGGGCAGCUGUAGCAGCGGAGGAGGUGAGGCAGCGGCGGGUGCGGCUGGAGGGGAGGCUCAUGGAGGAGCGGGAGAAGGGGCGGGCAGCCGUAGCAGCGGUUGAGGCACAGCGGGAGGCGGUGCAGACCACACUGGCUCGGCUUGACAGGGAGCACUGGCAGGCCGUGGAGGAGAUGAGGGAUUCUCACAUCCGUCGGCUGUCUCAGGAGCACGAGCAGAAAUCAGAGGCUGGGGAGUCGCAGCUUCGGAGAGAGGCAGCAGCGGCAGAGGCUCGGCGCCGAGCCGAGAUCGAAGCUGAGCUUCGGGCAAAGCAGCAGAGGGAGAUGGAGGAGGAGAGGAGAAGGAAGGAGGAGGAGAGAAGGAGGAAGGAGGAGGAGGAGAGGAGAAAGGAGGAGGAACGGAAGAGGGAGGUGGAAAGGCAGCAGCAGGAGGUGGAGGCGAUUGCUGAUGCUGCAGACGCGAGGGCAGCAGCAGAGGUGGGGGAUUUGAGGGAGUCUGAGGGCAGGCAGGCGACGUUUUUUGGGGGGAGGGCUGGGUGGGGUGGGUUAUGUGAUUGCAAGGCGAAAGCAGCAGCAGCUGCGGAAGCAAAAAAGAAGCAAGCGCAGAGGAGUUCCAAAGUGCGAGUGGCAGAAGGGGCAGCGAAGGAGGCAGAGGCCCGGCUGGCACGGCUCAAGGCGAUGCGCGACGAGAUCGCUCCCAUCAUGGCUGAUAAUGCUCGGAAGAAGGACCGCAAGACUGUGGAGCGGCGAAUCAUUCUGCUGGUUCAGCAGAUCUCAGCCUCGCACGAACAAAUCGACAAGAAGUCUAAAGAUCUCACGGGGCUCCUGCUGGACCCAUCUCUUCCCCAGAUGUUCGUUGCAGUCACCUUCGCCUCCAAGAUCUUAUCCCAGUGCGAGUCCCAAGUAACCAAGUUACCAUCUUUCGCAUUUGCUCUCGCGCAAGUCAUAGUGAACGUGGCCUCCCAGGCACCCAUUGCCAUGGACACUCUAAUUGCAAGUUUGAACGAGACCUGCAUCUACACUAUCCCACAGCACUAUGUCUUUUCCGAGGCCUCUUACCCCUCUGACGACGCCUAUUAUCGCGAUUUGAGGUACAGGGAGGAAGAGGGGGAGGGUGGGAAGAAGACAAUGGAGUCGACCGAUGCUUAUAUAGAGAGGAUGACUGGAUACAUCACCCUCAUGGCUGCUAUUUGCCAGACCCUACCGCCUGGCACCGCAGUGCACCCUUUUGGCUUGUCCCAUGCAUGGCAGUGGUGUGCCCGGCUGCUGAACCACCUCCCAGCCAAUCGGGCAUGUGCCACCGCCUUGGAAGUAUUUCUCAAGAUUGCUGGUUACCGCAUGCACCUGACGUACCGCUCGCAAUUCUUGAAGCUGCUAGACGUUGUGGGGAACGAGUAUCGGGUCAAGCUGCAGGCGCUGAACGACGCUGAUGUGGCGCCGGUGGUUAACCGAAUCGAGACAUAUGUUGGUGUGCUGGCGUAUCUGAAGCCGCCUGAGGGGCUGGAGAUGCCGCUGCAUGACAAAUCGUCAGACGUCAGAGCGUAG
Molecule: messenger RNA, 4860 nt
Organism: Closterium sp. Yama58-4
Lineage: Eukaryota; Viridiplantae; Streptophyta; Zygnematophyceae; Desmidiales; Closteriaceae
Source: the annotation of a GenBank genome assembly